AUGAUGCAGGGGUUCCUAUCAUUUCUUCACGGUGUGAUUUCGAGUGUACUGUCUCUGGUUUAUGGUCAGCCUGAGGUCGACAAGCUGACCAGCGAGGAUGACCAGUUGACCGGCAAGUACAAACAUCGGCAUGUUCAAGCAUUGCUUGCAUCGACCGAUGUGAAGAAUGAUCAUUGGAUGGCAGUCGAGUUUGCUGCCCUCCAUGCAUUGCUUCCUUGCAACGCAGAAACAUCUAGGUGGUAUUGUCCACGCCCCAUCCGGCCUGAUGGCUCUUCCAAGCAGGCCGACGAUGCUGUUGGCGACAUUCUAACCGAGUCGGGCCCAUUUGAAACUGUCUUGUUCGAUUCAUCUCCUGGUGGCAUUGCAAGGUCCUUUCGGGAUGGGUUAGUGCAGGCUGGGAGGGACCUCAGUUCAGAGGACAUGCUUGUGGUUGCUCUGAUAGGUGCUCGGCCGUGGGGUUCAUCAUAUAAGCUCUCCCCAGAAGGGCAAGACAUCUUUUCUGCAGGGGAAUUCAGAGCUAGGUUCGAGAAUUUCAAGUGCAAGAUCGUUUUCAUCAUUCCAUGUGGUGAUGCAGGACAUUGGAGGAGACCCAGGUGGACGGUUCUUACAGCGGCGGAAUCAACUGGGGAGCCUCGCGUAUUUACAGAUAUCUAUCGGGAACUGCGUGGAUAG
Molecule: messenger RNA, 672 nt
Organism: Sparassis crispa
Lineage: Eukaryota; Fungi; Basidiomycota; Agaricomycetes; Polyporales; Sparassidaceae
Exons: 2
Coding region: 1-672 (223 amino acids)
Source: RefSeq, a predicted model, not a curated record